Molecule: messenger RNA, 447 nt
Organism: Cucurbita moschata (crookneck pumpkin)
Lineage: Eukaryota; Viridiplantae; Streptophyta; Magnoliopsida; Cucurbitales; Cucurbitaceae
Exons: 3
Coding region: 63-446 (127 amino acids)
Source: RefSeq, a predicted model, not a curated record
CCUCUCUCUCUCUAAAGCGUUUUACGGACAUUAUAUUCUCUCUCUCUUCAAUCUCAACUAAAAUGAAGCAAAAGAUAGUAAUUCGAGUGUCGAUGAAGAGGGGGGCUAAGUAUCGUAGCCAAGCCUUGAAGAUUGCAGCAUCUGUUUUGGGGGAUAUUGAGACGAUUAGCUUGGUGGGUGAUGACAAGGAUAAAAUAGAGGUAGUUGGAGAUCUUGACCCAAUUGAACUCACUGAGAUGCUGAGAAAGAGAUUCGGUUGUGCUCAGCUGGAGUCGGUGAGUGUGGUCGAAGCCAAAAAGGAAGACGAAGACGUGAACAAGGACAAGGACGAAAAUGAACCUCAGAUAACUUGGACGUGCUCGUGGGGGGUGCCUCAUCAAACUCCUUAUUGCUAUUGCUACCAUUGCCCCUACCCUUCCUAUUCCAUAUGGUACAGUGAUUCAUGAA